Suillus fuscotomentosus is the source of this 1320-nucleotide messenger RNA. RefSeq lists its product as uncharacterized. The record is from RefSeq and is a predicted model, not a curated record. NCBI's taxonomy places the organism in Eukaryota, Fungi, Basidiomycota, Agaricomycetes, Boletales, Suillaceae. The coding region runs from base 50 to 1060 and encodes 336 amino acids. The transcript is spliced from 6 exons.
UGGCGCUCAACUUGCCACGACAUCCAUCUCUCACCGCCUUUCCGAGAACAUGGAGACUGACUCUGGCGCCUCCUCUGCAGCUUCAAAGGGUGUCCGCAUGGUCCAUGCGAUAUAUCCAGAGCGGGACAGUCUUUUUCGUUCUAUAGCAGUUUCGAGCGAAGUCCUCAAAGCGAAUAAGAAGUAUUUCGGCGUACAAUGUACGCAAUGUGGGACAGAAAUGAAGAAACUUUUGAAAUGCGCAAAGUGUAAGAGCGUCUGGUAUUGCUCAAAGGAGUGUCAAAAGAAAAAUUGGUCCACCCAUAAACCGACAUGCCGCGCAGAUGAGCGCUCCUCUGGGCUCUACAAACUCGUACGAAUGUUCAGUGUGAAUCCAGUGCUCAUGGGGUAUCUCAAGUGCGGGAUCGUCUUUGAGUGCGGCCUACUUGGCAAUCCCCGGAUCGGAUUUGACACGCCGUUCUUGGCGCGCGUUGAAAUCGCCAUCGAGCCGAGUGAUCCUCUCAAUUUUGGUGGAUUGUAUGUCAACGACCCGACUGUAGAGGAAAAGCUUGAAGGGAUGUUACAAGUCAAUGCUAUCACUCCGUGGCCGAGCCCAAGCAUGCAAGCUCGGCUUACACCAAAACGACUCAACACAUGGCGUGAAGCUCGAGCAAGGUAUAAUGCAGAGGGUUUCGCCGAAGAUCCUGUUGGACUCGUAGAGUUCAUUGGUCAUAGGUGUACUGACGACUCAACGAACUCAAUGACCGCUGAGUUGCACAUCCCCAAGAUGACUCUUCUCGGCGCGAUGACACGCGCCCCUUUCACGUUUGUCUCUGCUAUUACGGGCAUUCACAAGAAACCCUUGAGCGCUGCGUCGUGCCUAGAGUUCAUCAACUCGCACAUUCGGGCGGAUAAACAAAAUCAGUUGUUUUUGCGGACUGAGAUGACAGAGCAAGACAAGGAAGUUAUCCGUGCUGCAGGUCGCAACGAGGACACGUUUUCCGUUCGUAUUCUCAAAGAGAAGAUGGAGAGAGAACAACUUUAUGCUGGUUUCUUGCAAUUGACAAGACCAGUAGUUACCUAAGGAAAAUACUAUUACGAGUCAUUACGCAAGUUAGCCUUGUACCAUUAAAUGCUUAGUAUCGCGCCGAUGCCUUACUCAGGUUAGAUCCGAUAUUAUGUAUGACGUCUUUUGAAAUUGGCCGCGUAAUUAAUUCAUAUAAUUGCCAGUGCAAUCGUGGUCCUUUGGCAUUAAUUACGAUGGGUGGAUGAGUAGUAAGGAUCCCGUCUUUGGACUAGGUCAAAGAUACGUCCUAUUGGGUGAUUUCAAAAGGAUCAAAUGUG